Molecule: messenger RNA, 465 nt
Organism: Branchiostoma belcheri (Belcher's lancelet)
Lineage: Eukaryota; Metazoa; Chordata; Leptocardii; Amphioxiformes; Branchiostomatidae
Product: actin cytoskeleton-regulatory complex protein PAN1-like
Exons: 1
Coding region: 1-465 (154 amino acids)
Source: RefSeq, a predicted model, not a curated record
AUGGUACCAGCGACUGUGGUAUCAGGGACUGUGGUACCAGCGACUGUGGUGCCAGUGACUGUGGUAUCAGGGACUGUGGUACCAGUGACUGUGCACGUGGUACCAGCGACUGUGGUACCAGCGACUGUGGUACCAGUGACUGUGGUACCAGCGACUGUGGUGCCAGUGACUGUGGUAUCAGAGACUGUGGUACCAGCGACUGUGGUGCCAGUGACUGUGGUAUCAGGGACUGUGGUACCAGUGACUGUGGUACCAGCGACUGUGGUACCAGUAACUGUGGUACCAGCGACUGUGGUGCCAGUGACUGGUACCAGCGACUGUGGUGCCAGCGACUGUGGUGCCAGUGACUGUGGUAUCAGGGACUGUGGUACCAGCGACUGUGGUACCAGCGACUGUGGUACCAGUGACUGUGGUACCAGCGACUGUGGUACCAGCGACUGUGGUACCAAUGACUGGUACCAGUGA